Coniosporium apollinis CBS 100218 is the source of this 1062-nucleotide messenger RNA. RefSeq names its product guanine nucleotide-binding protein subunit alpha. Gene Ontology annotation, molecular function: G protein-coupled receptor binding; GTP binding; GTPase activity. NCBI's taxonomy places the organism in Eukaryota, Fungi, Ascomycota, Dothideomycetes. Gene Ontology annotation, cellular component: heterotrimeric G-protein complex. The transcript has 4 exons. The record is from RefSeq and is a predicted model, not a curated record. Gene Ontology annotation, biological process: G protein-coupled receptor signaling pathway. The coding region runs from base 1 to 1062 and encodes 353 amino acids.
AUGGGUUGCGGAAUGAGCACAGAGGAGAAGGAGGGCAAGCAGAGGAACGAGGAGAUCGAGAACCAGUUGAAGAGGGACAAGAUGAUGCAAAGGAACGAGAUCAAGAUGCUUCUGCUCGGUGCCGGAGAGUCGGGUAAAUCCACGAUUCUCAAGCAGAUGAAGCUCAUCCACGAAGGCGGCUACUCGCGCGACGAGCGGGAAUCUUUCAAGGAGAUCAUCUUCAGUAACACAGUGCAGUCAAUGCGCGUGAUACUAGAAGCCAUGGAGUCGCUCGAACUACCCCUGGACGAUCAGCGCGCCGAAUAUCACGUUCAGACAAUCUUCAUGCAGCCAGCACAGAUUGAGGGUGACAGCCUACCGCCAGAAGUCGGCAAUGCCAUCUCCGCGCUGUGGAAGGAUGCCGGUGUUCAACAGUGCUUCCAGCGGUCACGGGAAUACCAGCUCAACGACUCGGCGAAAUACUAUUUCGAUUCCAUCGACCGCAUUGCCGCACCCGACUACAUCCCUAAUGACCAGGACGUCCUCCGGUCACGUGUCAAGACCACUGGUAUCACCGAGACGACCUUCAUCAUCGGCGACCUAACAUACCGGAUGUUCGACGUUGGUGGGCAGCGGUCCGAGCGAAAGAAGUGGAUACAUUGCUUCGAGAACGUCACGACCAUCCUCUUCUUGGUUGCCAUCUCGGAGUACGACCAGCUGCUUUUCGAAGACGAGACCGUGAACCGCAUGCAGGAGGCCCUCACACUCUUCGACUCGAUCUGCAACUCGCGGUGGUUUGUCAAGACAUCAAUCAUUCUGUUCCUCAACAAGAUCGACAGGUUCAAGGAGAAGCUGCCCGUCAGCCCCAUGAAGAACUACUUCCCUGACUACGAGGGCGGCGCAGACUACGCCGCGGCUUGCGACUACAUCCUCAACCGUUUCGUUUCCCUUAACCAGCACGAGACCAAGCAGAUCUAUACGCAUUUCACCUGCGCGACAGAUACUAUGCAGAUUCGAUUCGUGAUGGCGGCCGUCAAUGACAUAAUUAUCCAAGAGAAUCUCCGCAUGUGCGGUUUAAUAUAA